Molecule: messenger RNA, 1164 nt
Organism: Miscanthus lutarioriparius
Lineage: Eukaryota; Viridiplantae; Streptophyta; Magnoliopsida; Poales; Poaceae
Source: the annotation of a GenBank genome assembly
AUGGCGGACUGCAUGCAGGAGUGGCCGGAGCCCGUCGUCCGCGUGCAGGCGCUCGCCGAGAGCGGCCUGUCCGUCAUCCCGCGCUGCUACGUCAAGCCGCCGUGCGACCGCCCCGCCGUGGCCCCGGCGGCGGCGGCAGUCCAGGCCCAGCUGGAGAAGGAUCAGCCCUCGGACAUCAUCAGCAUUCCGGUCGUCGACCUCGGCGAGCUGCUGCUGGCGGAGGACGGCGGCGCCGUCGGGGUCGGCGGCGGCCUCGGCAACGACGUCACCGAGGCCGUCGCGGCCGCGUGCCGAGAGUGGGGAUUCUUUCAGGUGGUCAACCACGGGGUGCGCCCCGAGCUGAUGCGCGCCGCGCGGGAGGCCUGGCGCGGCUUCUUCCGCCGCCCGCUCGCGGAGAAGCAGCGCUACGCCAACUCGCCGCGCACGUACGAGGGCUACGGCAGCCGCCUCGGCGUCCAGAAGGGCGCCGUCCUCGACUGGGGCGACUACUUCUUCCUCUACCUCGCGCCGGAGGCGGCCAAGAGCCAGGCAAAGUUCUGGCCGGCCAACCCCAGCAACUGCAAGGAAGUGUCGGAGGAGUACGGGCGCGAGGUGGUGCGUCUGUGCGAGCUGCUGAUGCGGGUGCUGUCCGUGAGCCUAGGGCUGGACGAGGCGCACUUCCAGCGGGCGUUCGGCGGCGCUGACUGCGGCGCGACCCUGCGCGCCAACUACUACCCGCGGUGCCCGCAGCCGGACCUGACGCUGGGCCUCUCGGCGCACUCGGACCCGGGCGCCCUCACCGUCCUCCUCGCCGACGAGCACGUCCGCGGCCUGCAGGUCCGCCGCGGCGACGGCGAGUGGGUCACCGUGCAGCCCGUCCGCGACGCCUUCAUCGUCAACGUCGGCGACCAAGUCCAGAUACUGAGCAACUCCAUGUACAAGAGCGUGGAGCACCGGGUGGUGGUGAACGCCGAAGAGGAGCGCAUAUCCCUCGCGCUCUUCUACAACCCCAAGGGCGACGUCCCCGUCGCCCCGGCGCCGGAGCUGGUCACGGCCGGGAACCUGCCGGCGCUCUACCCGCCGAUGACCUUCGACAAGUACAGGCUCUACGUGAGGAAUAAGGGCGCCAGGGGCAAGGCGCAGAUCGAGGCUCUCAAGGGCCAGGCAUCAUCGCCAGAAAAUUAA